Molecule: messenger RNA, 5476 nt
Organism: Cydia splendana
Lineage: Eukaryota; Metazoa; Arthropoda; Insecta; Lepidoptera; Tortricidae
Gene: crm
Biological process (GO): pattern specification process
Cellular component (GO): nucleus
Molecular function (GO): chromatin binding
Source: RefSeq, a predicted model, not a curated record
CAUGCAUCGAGGAAUUAGUUUAUUUAUUUUAAUAAACUUUUACAUAAUAUAUUGACUAUGUGUUUAUUCAACAAUGUGACAUAUAUACUGAGAGUUUUUCUCUAACAAGGCUCAACAGUCAACCAUGCCGAAUAAAGAGCUCAACCGUACCCAGGUAGCGGAGGUCAAAAUAGUGCCAGUGGUUCAAAAUGUGACUCCAAGCAAGACUACAGCUGGAGCCGUAGCUGCAAAGGCUGGUGUAACCAAGACAACUACAAAAGACAGCGCGAUGUCACCUGGCGCUGCUCCAGCCGCGCACGCCAGCAGCGAGCUGCUGGGGUCCCUGACCACGCAGCAGCAGCAACGCACCAGCGCCCGUGUCAUUAAGAAGCUGAGGACUGAACCAGUCCCUGAUCCUGACAAGAGAGAUAUACCAGAAUGCGACACCCCAAGCAAAAUCGACGAGAAAGAACUAAAAUUCCCCACAGUCAAACAGCGCAUGCCCAAAGCUCUCUGGUCGGCUGACGAGAAGAGUCUGUUCUUCGAGGCUCUUAACGAGUACGGCAAAGACUUCGAUGCCAUCACCACUCACAUUUGUGCCAAGAUGAAGAAGAAAGGCAUGCCAGAAGUCAAUCUGAAGACGAAGACGCAAGUCAGCCACUUUUAUUAUAGGACUUGGCAUAAACUGUCAAAGCAUGUACAUUUUGGCGAAAACGUGAAGAAAGUAGCCCAAGAGCUAUACGCUCUAAUCAACUACGGUGAGCUUAGAAAGAAGCUGGUCUCAGUGAGCGAGAAGACUUGCGCGCGUCUACACGAGAUGGUGAUAAGCGGCAGCAUGGUGGUUCGUCAUCGUGGGAGGAACGUCCGUGUUAGGACUCCUAUGUGCCGUGCGUUGCGAAGACUCAAUCAGAUUACAGAGCGGUCGCUGGCGGUGGGCGUGUGCGCGCUGGCCACGGUGUCGCUGCGCGCGCGCGCGGCGGCCGCGUGGGCGCGCGUGCAGGCGGCGGCGCACAACCCGCGCGCCGCCGUGCAGCUGUCGCCGCGCACCAAGCUGCACGCGCUGCUCAGGGCGCUGGAGAAGCGGUGGCGCGGGAAGAUGAAACUUUGUAAACCAAAGUUGGAUAAUAUAUUGGAGAUGGAGCCCGAAGAAGAGAAGCCGGAGCCGGCAAGACCCGAAGACAACGAAGAUGACCUGGAGGACCACCUCAACCUGGAGACAGACAGGAUUAUUGUUCAAGAACAAAAGCUAGCAAAAAGACCGGUGCUCCACGUAGGCCCCCGGCCCACCGCGACCGUCCGAUUGCCGGUGGUCCGCGCCAGCGAGCAGCUGUCCAGCCAGAAAAUCUGCUUCUCUAGUUACCUCCAGCGCAUGUAUUCACAGGACAAGGAAGCCACCAAAAUCCGCACCCCAAAACGGCACCAUAAAGACAGCAGUGAGAAGGACAAGGACCUGGAGCAGAAACGGCCGCGGCUGGAAAGUGAACCUAAACUCGACAUCGACGAGACGGCCGUCGAUGGGAUCGAGCUCAUGGCCAACUAUAAGACUAAUCAGGAAGACGAAGAAAAGCCCAGCACCGAAGACGAGAAAGAGAUAAAAUCAGAAGAAACCGCCGAGGAAGAGGGAGACAAGGAAGGUGAAAGAGACAAGUAUAUGUCCGAGAGAGAGAAGGACAGCUUCUCCGAAAUGGAAGAUGAUGAGAAGUUGUAUAUCAAAAGCGACAGUGAUAAUGAGAGUGAUAAGGAUAAGGGAGAGAAGAAGACAAAAUUUAAGAAUUUAAAGGUAAAAUUCCGCAUACGCCCCAAGAAACGCGGCGGCACCAUCUACACCCUAGUCAACGAGGAGGAGCCGAAAGCAGAGGAGCCUAAGGAGGAGGAGCCUCCUGACAUUGACGUUGACAGCGCUGUCAACCAAAUAAGGAAGGGGUGGAGUGUUUAUGACGCGGGCGAUCUUACUAUUGGGGACUUGUAUCUUAUGUUCGGCGCCCGCUCCAAACUCGACCUAGACUAUUGGUGGGCGGAACCCACCCCUCCCCUCCCCACAAAGGAGCUCGAGAAAACCCCUCCCCAAGAGAAAAGGCCGGAGCGCACCCCCGACAAGGGCACUGACAGUUCAGUGGAAGAUGAGAGAGAGAGACGGGAGAGUGACUCGGAUAUGUUCUCUCCUAAGGCGUCCGGGCAGGAUAGUAAUGAUGGCUCUGGGGAUGAACGGAAACCGGAACACCUAGUAUCGUCUCCGGAGAGGAAACCGAGUGUUAGCAGCCUGAACCUCGCCAGCAAGCUGGUCAACCGGCCGGCGCCUGCGUCGCCCGCGCCCUCCGCCGACGGGUUCAGCCAAGUCAGCGAAAGGUUGAAGCGGCUGUUGGCGCUGGCAGGCAACCCGCACGUGGGCGGCGCACUCGCCCGCUGCUCGUGCGGACAUGUCUGCUCGCAGCGGAAACAUCAACCUAAACCACCGUUGCUCCAACCGCCAUCACCGCGGCCGGAGCCGGUGUUUCGACAUCCCACGCCCAUCGCGCCUAAACCCGCCAACGAGGCGCCGCUGUCGAUGUCGCUGUCGGACCUGCCCCGCUGGCGGCGCGGGCGGCCACGCGCCGCCGACCGCCGCGUCGUGGUGCAGCGCCUGCUGCCCUUGCUGCCGAAGCUGCCCCCACCGAGCAACCUGAUCCCGGUAAAGAUCGUCCCGAACACGCCGCCGGUGCCGCCGCGUAUCUUGCCCAAGCCUCCGCCUACAUCCACCAACGACCUGUCACUAUUCUACGUGCUGAGCGAGUCAAACGGUCAAUUCUUCUUUCACGACGGCGACCGCCGCAUCCCCAUUUCAGCGCAGGACGAUAAUGAAGAAGCUGAAGAAGACAUCCAAGACGAAUCAUACGACAGUAAAGAAGACACGAAAGAAUUCAAAAUCGACAUAUCAGCGACGGAGGUGGAGAAACGAGUAGCAAGCAAGUCUGACGAGACGAGCGAGCCGGAGGCGAGCGCCGAGCCGAGUCAGCCGAGUGACUCGAGUCAGAGUGAGAAGAAGAAAGCUGAAGGCGGAGACAUCGCGAACUUCCUGCCAUCGGAGUCCAUGUGUAUGUCGCCGUCGCGGCUGCUGGCGGGCGACGGCUGGCUGGCCGGCGCGCACGACUUCAGCCUCAGCUCCUUCCUCGGCCAGCUCGAGCCCGCGCCCAGCGACCAGGGCGACGGCUGGCUGGCCGGCGCGCACGACUUCAGCCUCAGCUCCUUCCUCGGCCAGCUCGAGCCCGCGCCCAGCGACCAGGGCGACGGCUGGCUGGCCGGCGCGCACGACUUCAGCCUCAGCUCCUUCCUCGGCCAGCUCGAGCCCGCGCCCAGCGACCAGGGCGACGGCUGGCUGGCCGGCGCGCACGACUUCAGCCUCAGCUCCUUCCUCGGCCAGCUCGAGCCCGCGCCCAGCGACCAGGGCGACGGCUGGCUGGCCGGCGCGCACGACUUCAGCCUCAGCUCCUUCCUCGGCCAGCUCGAGCCCGCGCCCAGCGACCAGGGCGACGGCUGGCUGGCCGGCGCGCACGACUUCAGCCUCAGCUCCUUCCUCGGCCAGCUCGAGCCCGCGCCCAGCGACCAGGGCGACGGCUGGCUGGCCGGCGCGCACGACUUCAGCCUCAGCUCCUUCCUCGGCCAGCUCGAGCCCGCGCCCAGCGACCAGGGCGACGGCUGGCUGGCCGGCGCGCACGACUUCAGCCUCAGCUCCUUCCUCGGCCAGCUCGAGCCCGCGCCCAGCGACCAGGGCGACGGCUGGCUGGCCGGCGCGCACGACUUCAGCCUCAGCUCCUUCCUCGGCCAGCUCGAGCCCGCGCCCAGCGACCAGGGCGACGGCUGGCUGGCCGGCGCGCACGACUUCAGCCUCAGCUCCUUCCUCGGCCAGCUCGAGCCCGCGCCCAGCGACCAGGGCGACGGCUGGCUGGCCGGCGCGCACGACUUCAGCCUCAGCUCCUUCCUCGGCCAGCUCGAGCCCGCGCCCAGCGACCAGGGCGACGGCUGGCUGGCCGGCGCGCACGACUUCAGCCUCAGCUCCUUCCUCGGCCAGCUCGAGCCCGCGCCCAGCGACCAGGGCGACGGCUGGCUGGCCGGCGCGCACGACUUCAGCCUCAGCUCCUUCCUCGGCCAGCUCGAGCCCGCGCCCAGCGACCAGGGCGACGGCUGGCUGGCCGGCGCGCACGACUUCAGCCUCAGCUCCUUCCUCGGCCAGCUCGAGCCCGCGCCCAGCGACCAGGGCGGCGGCUGGCUGGCCGGCGCGCACGACUUCAGCCUCAGCUCCUUCCUCGGCCAGCUCGAGCCCGCGCCCAGCGACCAGGGCGACGGCUGGCUGGCCGGCGCGCACGACUUCAGGCUCAGCUCCUUCCUCGGCCAGCUCGAGCCCGCGCCCAGCGACCAGGGCGACGGCUGGCUGGCCGGCGCGCACGACUUCAGGCUCAGCUCCUUCCUCGGCCAGCUCGAGCCCGCGCCCAGCGACCAGGGCGACGGCUGGCUGGCCGGCGCGCACGACUUCAGCCUCAGCUCCUUCCUCGGCCAGCUCGAGCCCGCGCCCAGCGACCAGGGCGACGGCUGGCUGGCCGGCGCGCACGACUUCAGCCUCAGCUCCUUCCUCGGCCAGCUCGAGCCCGCGCCCAGCGACCAGGGCGACGGCUGGCUGGCCGGCGCGCACGACUUCAGCCUCAGCUCCUUCCUCGGCCAGCUCGAGCCCGCGCCCAGCGACCAGGGCGACGGCUGGCUGGCCGGCGCGCACGACUUCAGCCUCAGCUCCUUCCUCGGCCAGCUCGAGCCCGCGCCCAGCGACCAGGGCGACGGCUGGCUGGCCGGCGCGCACGACUUCAGGCUCAGCUCCUUCCUCGGCCAGCUCGAGCCCGCGCCCAGCGACCAGGGCGACGGCUGGCUGGCCGGCGCGCACGACUUCAGCCUCAGCUCCUUCCUCGGCCAGCUCGAGCCCGCGCCCAGCGACCAGGGCGACGGCUGGCUGGCCGGCGCGCACGACUUCAGCCUCAGCUCCUUCCUCGGCCAGCUCGAGCCCGCGCCCAGCGACCAGGGCGACGGCUGGCUGGCCGGCGCGCACGACUUCAGCCUCAGCUCCUUCCUCGGCCAGCUCGAGCCCGCGCCCAGCGACCAGGGCGACGGCUGGCUGGCCGGCGCGCACGACUUCAGCCUCAGCUCCUUCCUCGGCCAGCUCGAGCCCGCGCCCAGCGACCAGGGCGACGGCUGGCUGGCCGGCGCGCACGACUUCAGCCUCAGCUCCUUCCUCGGCCAGCUCGAGCCCGCGCCCAGCGACCAGGGCGACGGCUGGCUGGCCGGCGCGCACGACUUCAGCCUCAGCUCCUUCCUCGGCCAGCUCGAGCCCGCGCCCAGCGACCAGGUGGACUCCCAUCUCCAGUCCCUCAUGGCGGAGUCGAGCGUAGACUACGUGGCUAAAUUCGCGGAUCUCGCGGCCGAAGUCACCGAUGAGAGGGCCUCUCACUUGAACACCGACCUUACGUGUCAGCUAUAA